AUGGGCUCAAUCGGAACUCAUGAAAAACUGUCUGGCUUCGACCUGAUCCAGACGCACUAUAAACAGAUCAGGGACCACGCCAUCCGUGCCGACUUUAUCAUCCCCAAGUCUACAUUCACUGGCAAGCGCCCGGUAAUCGUCCGCUUUCAUGGAGGAGGCCUGAUAACCGGCGACUCCCUCCUAAUGGAAUGGUUCCCGAUCUGGCUACUCCAGCUCGCCAAAAAGCACAACGCGGUCAUCGUAAGCCCAAACUACCGGCUCCUCCCCGAAUCAACCAGCCCAGAGAUCUUCUCCGACAUUGAAGAUUUCUGGGCCUGGCUGCAUUCGUCGGCCGUCACGGAGCUGCUGGAAACAUGUUCCACGCCUACCCAGCUCGAUCUGCGCCGCAUCUUAACGGCCGGAGACUCCGCAGGCGGAUUACUGAGUAUCUGCGUUGGAUUGGCACACGCAGACGAGAUCCGCGCCACGACAGCUACAUAUCCCUGCGUCGACAUGGCAUCGGAGUACUUCCGCACACCUACGAGCUCGGAGCCCUUCCCGGACGUGCCUGCGUCCACGGUGGAUGAUUACCUAGCUCAGAUGGACAGACGUGCAAUCCGCUCGUCGGCCCUCCUACCAGAUCGGUUCGAUCUGAUGCUAGCGGCUAUCUACUACGGCGGUCUGGGACAGUUCUAUGAUUAUGGGGCGGAAGACUCGCCGCGCGAGGCGCGAUAUCCGCUCGAGUGGCUUGAUCGGCCUGAUGUGAAGAUCCCCCGGGGAGGUAUUGCGAUCUUGCAUGGGAUGCAGGAUGCGAUUGUGCCGGUGAAGCAGAGUCAGAAGUUUGUUGCCAAGGCGCGGGAGGUCAUGAAGGGGAAGCCGGGGGGGGAUAAGAUUGUUUUGACGCUGCGAGAGGGAGAUCAUGGGUUUGAUGGUGAGGUGCCGCUUGAGGAGGAGUGGUUGUCAAGUCAUCUCAAGCAGGCUGUGGAGGCAUGGCUAGAAUAG
Messenger RNA from Aspergillus fumigatus Af293, 981 nucleotides. RefSeq lists its product as uncharacterized. The record is from RefSeq and is a predicted model, not a curated record. NCBI's taxonomy places the organism in Eukaryota, Fungi, Ascomycota, Eurotiomycetes, Eurotiales, Aspergillaceae. Gene Ontology annotation, molecular function: hydrolase activity.